AUGAUAAUCCGACUUCUUUAUUUCGAAAAUUUAGUGAAAGUGUAUCAGGUGGAUGAAACUGGAACCUUUUCCCGUGAAAAAUAUCCGCCUGUAAAUGCCGCACGCGUAGUUGUUCUCAGGCGAAUCGCAACGUACCUAACCCCCCGGCAUCGUCCUCCAAUGGGGCCACCAAGGGGUUUUUCUUCUGCCGAGCAGCGUCUUCUUCCGGAAGUCCCGGCCGAUCAAGAUAUCCGCAGCUUCUCCGCUCGCCAUGUUUCAGGUGAGCGAGCUUCUUCCCGAGAAGGUCGAUGCCUCGUUUCCUAGUGUAGGCAAUCAGGUUCCGUCUGAUUUGUUUCCUCGGUAGUUCCAAUCGAUUUGGCAUCUUCUAACCGUGAACGGAACACGCAGGCAUGGAGGGUGGCUCUGUUCGGGAUCUACGGCUUCAGGAAUUUCACCACACAAAGUUUCAUGUAAUCCCUGUCUUCCUUUCCCCUUCCGAUCGAUCAAGUUUGUCAUCUUAGCCACAUUUCUGGAAUUUCCUCUUGGAGACUUUUUUGCUCAAUCUCGAUCUUCUCACUGCCUGAUGUUAAGCAUUUCAGGGAGCAUUCAAAAAAAUUUAAAGAACAGGAUAUGGAGAUACGAAUGGAAGGGAAGAAUUGUGUCGUGACGGGAGCGAAUUCUGGGAUCGGCUUCGCCACUGCCGCUGGUCUCGCUUCACGGUGCCUAGUCUACUGCGUUUUCUGUGGAACCGAUCGGUCUUCUUCCCCCGAUGCUCCUGACCAGGAUGUAUCCCUACUGAGCUCCUGCUCCCUCUCUGUCAUUUCAGCGGGGCAACUGUUCGCCUGGUCUGUCGUAACCAGGAGCGGGGAGAAGCCGCCCUCUCGAGAAUCAAGUCGUCCACGGGUAACCCAAAUGUCUUCUUGGAGGUACGAUUGAAGCACAGUGAUCAUAUCUUCUGUCGUCUGACCUCCUUUCCUGUAUGACGAUUCUAUCGGUUGGAAGCUUUCCAAUGUGGUUGCCAUGUUCUUAGAGAUUCAGAGAUGAUUCUUGCCAUGUUUUCCAAUGUGGGUUGCCAGAUUUGUGACCUUUCUUCAAUGAGCGACAUCAAAUCCUUCGCAUCAAGGAUUUCUUCGAGGGAUGAACCAAUUCAUGUCCUGGUACGGUUGCCCCACCUAAUAUCAACCAUCUUCACUUGAUAACAUUAUGGGUAAUAGCAACCUAAUAUAGCUGAUGCAGAGGGAGUUCAUCUACAUCAGCAGCUUCUUUGAUUCCUAUAUCCUCAUGGAAACCCUAAUAUCCGGAAGAAGAUGAAAAAAUUUCAAAGCAACAAUGCGUCGAUCUUCGUUCUGGGCUGACUUUUUUGAUUACCCACCAUUUCAGGUCAAUAAUGCCGGAUUAGUGAAUAACGACCGUGUGAUUACUCCUGAAGGGUAGGUCGCGGGUUCGGUAUAAUCUCUCAAACUGAUGAAGAUAUUAAGUAGGGAGAGAUUAUAUAUAUAUAUAGGGAUCAUCUCGGAUUUGACGGUAUUAUUGUUGUUGUUGUGUCCUUCAUGGGCACCAUCUGGAGCAGGUUAGAGAUGAACUUCGCUGUUAAUUCGGUGGGGACUUUCGCCAUGACAGAGUUGAUGCUUCCAUCGUUGAAGAAGGCGGCCCCUGAUGCCCGGGUGAUUACGGUCUCUUCUGGGGGGAUGUACUCGGCGCCGCUCCCCAAGGACUUCCAGGUUGACGCUUUCUCUCUCUCUCUCUCUCUCUCUCUCUCUCUCUUUCUUUCUUUCUUUCUUUCUUGGAAGAACGCGACAGCCCCCGUUGACUUGGAGGGGUCUUCUGACGUUGUCAUCUCGUUGACUGCAGUCUGAUGAGAGGAACUUCAAUGGGGCGUUGCAGUAUGCCCGAGAUAAGAGACUUCAGGUUUGCCGGACAUGAAGUCAAAUCGGUUCCCCACUCCUGCUAGAGCAGAUGAGUUCCUACUUUUUGGGAGAGAAGAUGAGAGCUAAAGAGAGGAUUUUCCGGUGACCCUCGUUCUCAGGUGGCGUUGACCGAGAGGUGGGCGGAGCUCCACGGUGAAGAAGGGAUUGGGUUCUACUCCAUGCACCCCGGCUGGGCUGACACGCCUGGGGUGGCCACGAGCUUACCAGGAUUCCGCCAAAGGUAGGGCCUCCCAGGCCCUAUCUCUCUCUCUCUCUCUCUCUCUCUCUCUCUCUCUCUCUCUCUCUAUCUCUAGGAACGUGAAACUAUGAUAAUAUGAUGCGUUGACAAUGCGGCUUUAUUGCAGGUUGACAGGGAAGCUGAGGACGACGGAAGAGGGGGCGGACACAGUGAUCUGGUUGGCUCUGCAGCCGAAGGAGAAGUUGACGUCGGGGGCCUUCUACUUCGACCGCGCUGAAGCUCCCAAGCACCUGCCGCUGGCCGGCACCGCCGGCUCGCACGCUAACAUCGUCUCCCUCGUCGAGAGCCUCCGUUCCCUCUCUAAUCUCUGA
Molecule: messenger RNA, 2456 nt
Organism: Spirodela intermedia
Lineage: Eukaryota; Viridiplantae; Streptophyta; Magnoliopsida; Alismatales; Araceae
Source: the annotation of a GenBank genome assembly